Molecule: messenger RNA, 774 nt
Organism: Spodoptera littoralis (African cotton leafworm)
Lineage: Eukaryota; Metazoa; Arthropoda; Insecta; Lepidoptera; Noctuidae
Source: the annotation of a GenBank genome assembly
AUGGCUGACGAAUAUGCUGCAGUUAAACGUGGAAAACUAAUACUUAAAGGAGAUAAGCCGAAGGCAAAGAAACGCAAACACAAGAGGAAGGAGAACUCGGAAGAUUCAAAAGUAGACGAGGACUCCAUGAAGCAUGGUGGUUGGUGGAAGGUUGAUAAAAUUGAAGACAUAACUGGCUCCAUAUCUAUAGAGUUCGGCAAUAAUUCUUAUGUGUCAGCUUUGGACAACGGGCUUUUUACCCUCGGUGCUCCACAUGGAGAUGGUGAAGGUCCUUCUCCAGAAGAGAUAUUCACUGCGUUUCCAGCUGGAGAGAACAAGUUUGCUUUGAAAUCUGGCUAUGGGAAGUAUUUGGGAGUAGCCAAAGAUUCGGUUGUUGGAAGAUCUGAUGCUGUUGGAGCUAUGGAACAGUGGGAGCCUGUAUGGCAGGAAGGUAAAACAGCAAUCCUGAGUUCCCUAAACAAGUUUAUGUCAGUGGACCCUGAAGAUGAUGCAGUGGUGGCUCGCACUACUUCGGCUGGUCCCAACGAGUUCUGUACCAUCCGCAGCAAUAAGACCAAGGAGGUCAACAAGUCCAUACUGCCUGAUGAAGAACAGGCUGAUUUGUCACAAGUUGAAGUUAAUUAUGUCAAGAAGUUCCAAAAAUUCCAAGACAAGAAACUGAGGUUGAAUGAUGGGAGCAUCUCAGAGCUGAAGAAAGCAAAGACAGAAGGCAACCUACAUGAAACAUUGCUAGAUCGUAGGAGUAAAAUGAAAGCUGACAGAUACUGUAAAUAA